This is a messenger RNA of Lindgomyces ingoldianus, 582 nucleotides long. RefSeq lists its product as uncharacterized. Bases 1 to 582 code for a protein of 193 amino acids. Lineage: Eukaryota; Fungi; Ascomycota; Dothideomycetes; Pleosporales; Lindgomycetaceae. The transcript is spliced from 5 exons. The record is from RefSeq and is a predicted model, not a curated record.
AUGGGGUUACCUGUCGAUAGGACCAUGCUGGCCUGGUGCAGGGAGGUUGCGUUCAACUUCGGUGUUGCUAUCCAUGCUGACCACGCUCUCCACUACCCUCAUUUCGUUGUCACAACUCCAUAUGACGCUCAAACAGCGUGGGACAAACUGCCUUUCUCUGAAUUGAAUACCGGCCGCUUCGGCAUCGAGAUAUGCGAGAUGCUUUUGAACCUGAUCAGGGUAUUUGUCCCAUUCUCUGCCACUUGCUCUCGAUAUCUCCUCGUCUGUGAUCUGAUGAAGUGGAUGAAGUCGUCGUGCCAUUGGCACCCAGAGAACCGAAUCGUAGAUAAAUUCGUCGAUAGAGGCUUAGAUGUCUAUUUUCUCGAGGGAGUCAUUGAUAGCAUAGUCCAGGAAAAACGCCCUAUUAGAGACAUGACAAAUAAUGAGGGGUUGACUGACAUUUUUCAGCACCGGGCCGCGCGUGUAAAGCGUAUGAAGCUGGUGAGCGAAGAAAAGUGGGUGGAGAAUUCGGAUAUGGACGAUUACCCAAGUCACUUAUCGAGCAGUGCUUAUUGGUGCAGAGGUCGACACAUCGUUAUCUAA